Molecule: messenger RNA, 2614 nt
Organism: Prionailurus viverrinus (fishing cat)
Lineage: Eukaryota; Metazoa; Chordata; Mammalia; Carnivora; Felidae
Gene: PLA2G4E
Product: phospholipase A2 group IVE
Exons: 20
Coding region: 26-2614 (862 amino acids)
Biological process (GO): glycerophospholipid catabolic process
Cellular component (GO): cytosol
Molecular function (GO): calcium ion binding; calcium-dependent phospholipid binding
Source: RefSeq, a predicted model, not a curated record
CCCCAGUGAAGGGGACGCUGCCUUAAUGACUCUCCAGAGCUCAGAAAGCUGUCCGGGCCUGGGAACUGAUGUGUUUGCCCCACAGGAGCUACAGGGGGCUGAAGAGAGCAGGUCGGAAAGAAAUGUCGGUGAGUUUGAGCACACACAGGACCUGGAAACUCCCAGUCUCCCACCUCUGCUUCCCACGGCCCUUGGGGGCUCUCAGGAUGGGGUCUCUCCAUGCCACCUGCUGACAGUGAAGGUCAUCCGGAUGAAAAAUGUCCGGCAGGCUGAUAUGGUGAGCCAGACAGACUGCUUUGUGAGCCUUUGGCUGCCCACCGCUUCUCAUGAAAGGCUGAGGACUAGGACCAUCUCCAACUGCCCAAACCCAGAGUGGAAUGAAACCUUCAGCUUCCAGAUCCAGAGCCAAGUGAAGAACGUGCUGGAGCUGAGCAUCUGUGAUGAAGACACAGUGACACCAAAUGACCACCUGUUGACAGUCCUCUAUGACCUCACCAAGCUCUGCUUCCGAAAGAAAACCCAUAUGAAGUUCCCACUCAACCCAGAGGGCAUGGAAGAGCUGGAGGUAGAGUUCCUGCUGGAGGAGAGUCCCUUUCCACCUGAGACCCUCGUCACCAACGGCGUGCUGGUGUCUCGACAAGUCUCCUGCCUAGAGGUUCAUGCAGAAUGCAGGAGGCAGAAGAAGAGCAGGAAAAUGAAGGACCUCCUGGUGACAGUAAAGGAGUCCUUCGAGCACACCCAGCGCGUCUCGCACUGCCAGGAGCCCUGCUGCCCGAACCUGGCCUGCUUCCACUACCCCAAGUACUUCCAGCCCCAGAUGCACGUGGAAGUGCCCAAGAGCCAGUGGAGCUGUGGGCCCUGCUGCUGCUGUGCGCGCAAGAACAGCCCUGUCUGCCAGCCUCUCGAUUGCCUUCCUGACGGCCAGGCGGUGACCCUGCCGGUGGGUGAGAACUGUGAGUUACACGUGAAGUCUACACCCUGCCCCCAGACGCUUGACGUGCGGCUGGGCUUCAGCCUAUGCCAGGCAGAGCUGGAGUUUCUGCAGAAGCGGAAGGUGGUGGUGGCCGAGGCACUGAAACAGGUGUUGCAGCUGGAGGAAGACCUGCAUACGGACGAGGUACCAUUGAUAGCCAUCAUGGCCACUGGGGGUGGAGCAAGAUCCAUGACCGCCAUGUACGGCCACCUGCUGGGGCUGCAGAAGCUGAACAUCCUGAACUGUUCCAGCUACAUCACUGGCCUGUCAGGGGCCACCUGGACCAUGGCUACCUUGUACCGUGAUCCUGACUGGUCCUCCAAAAACCUGGAGCCGGCCAUAUUUGAGGCACGGAGGCAUGUGGUCAAGGACAAGAUGCCUGCCCUAUUCCCAGACCAGCUCUGCAAAUUCCAGGAGGAGCUUCGGCAGCGCAGUCAGGAAGGCUACAAGGUCACCUUUACAGAUUUCUGGGGCCUUCUGAUUGAGGCCUGUCUGGGGGAUGAGAGAAAUGAAUGCAAACUGUCAGAUCAGCGUGCUGCUUUAUCCCAGGGCCAGAACCCCCUGCCCAUCUACCUCACCAUCAAUGUCAAGGAUGAUGUAAGCAACCAGGAUUUCAGAGAGUGGUGCGAGUUCUCCCCCUACGAAGUGGGCCUGCAGAAGUACGGCGCCUUCAUCCCCACUGAGCUCUUCGGAUCCGAGUUCUUCAUGGGGCGGCUGAUGAAAAGGAUCCCAGAGUCAAGGAUGUGCUACAUGCUAGGUUUGUGGAGCAGCAUCUUCUCCCUGAACUUGCUCGAUGCCUGGAAUCUGUCCCAUACCUCAGAGGAGUUUUUCCACAGGUGGACAAGGGAUAAAGUGCACGACAUCGAAGAUGAGCCACUCCUGCCUGAAAUCCCCAAAUGUGAUGCCAACAUCUUGGACACCGCGGUGGUGAUCCCAGGGUCCUGGUUGUCCAAUACUUUCCGCAGCAUCCUCACCCAUAGGUCCUUCGUGUCUGAGUUCCACAACUUCCUGUUGGGGCUGCAGCUGCACACCGACUACCUCCAGAACAGCCAGUUCUCCAUGUGGAGAGACACGGUGCUAGAUACUUUCCCAAACCAGCUGACGGGGUCCGUGAACCACUUGUGCCUGUUGGACACUGCAUUCUUUGUCAAUUCCAGCUACCCGCCCCUCCUUAGGCCUGAGAGAAAAGUCGACCUCAUCAUCCACCUCAAUUACUGUGCUGGGUCCCAGACAAAGCCCAUGAAACAAACCUGUGAGUACUGCUCUGUGCAGAAUAUCCCCUUCCCCAAAUACGAAGUGCAAGAGGGGGACGAAAAUCUCAAGGAGUGCUACCUGAUGGAGAACUCCCAAGAACCUGAUGCUCCCAUCGUGAUUUUCUUCCCACUCAUCAAUGACACCUUCCAGAAGUACAAGGCCCCAGGUGUGGAGAGGAGCCCCGAGGAGCUGGAGCAGGGCCACGUUGACAUUUAUGGCCCCAAAACUCCAUAUGCUACCAAGGAGCUGACAUACACAGAGGCCGCCUUUGACAAGCUGGUGAAGCUCUCUGAGUACAACAUCCUGAAUAACAAAGACAAGCUCUUUCAGGCCCUGAGACUGGCGGUGGAGAAGAAGAAAUGCCUGAAGAGCCAAUGUCCCUCCUAA